Messenger RNA from Sitophilus oryzae (rice weevil), 1118 nucleotides. RefSeq lists its product as uncharacterized. The transcript is spliced from 5 exons. Bases 38 to 757 code for a protein of 239 amino acids. The record is from RefSeq and is a predicted model, not a curated record. Lineage: Eukaryota; Metazoa; Arthropoda; Insecta; Coleoptera; Curculionidae.
AUUCUAUAUUUAACUUGUCAACAAAACUAGACGAAAUAUGUUUAAAUUUACGUGGUCUUGUAUCAAGUUGUUCGCUUUAGUUCAGGUAGUCAUUUCUAUAGGAUGUAAAAAUCGAGCCAAGGAGAACUGCGAAGAAAAUACGUUGCAGCUUUCAAAUUUACUGUCGUACGCGUGUUCGCAAGUGGAUGACCAAACUAACUGCCGAAGAAAUUUUUUGGAAGCUUCUAGAGCGACAGGAAAUCAACCAUCUCUAACUUUGCUUUCCUUAUAUUCAGAUAUUUAUUUUGCAGACACAAGAUACGAAGAAUGCGCGGGUUUAAUAAAUGAUGCAACAGCUACUCAGACUGGGCAAUGUGUAACUGGUUAUUGUAGACUUAUCAGAUGUAUUAGAAGAAUAAAUGCUGACAUAUUGGUGGCCGAAUGUUACUCGGAAGCCUCUAUAGAUAAUUCCGCAGAAUUACAAGCCGAUCAGGUGAUCCUUUACAAGAACAUUACAUCGUGUAUACUGGCAAAGGCGAGAUGUUCAACUGUAAAUCCAAUAACUGGACAGAGGCAAACUAACGUGUUUACGACAACAAGCCAGGGUAAUUUUGGAAAGCCCCUUUACAAUUCUGUGGAAUUAAACAACGCUUUACAAGUCAACCAAGCUGGAGAUAUACGCAUUAUUGCAUUUCCUAGCACCUUAUCGAUACAAAAAUAUUUAUGUCCAUAUGAGUUUAAUUUAAAACAGAGCUCCUGGCAGAAUUACAUUUGCUGAUCAUUCCUAUUAUACACAAAAUGUUUUUUCUCUAACUUAAAACAAUUAAUAAUAUGUAUAUUAUACUUAAAAUGUCCAUUUACUAACUGAAAAUACCCCAAAACUAACUGAAAUUCGUUUAGAGCAUUUAACAGAGUAGAAUAUAUUUCAAAAAACAAAAAUAUCUUUAAUUUACUGACUUUACUGCAAGAAUCACCCUGUAUAAAAUAAUACAGUUCUUGUAAUAUCCCAUAUUUUAACACAAUUUUUAAAUUACAAAUAAUAUAAAAAACAGUUUGGGAAUAUUAUGCAACUACUUAUACAUACUUGUUUUACUUACGCCAUCUAUACAAUCUAUCUUGUAACUGAGAACUAUGGAAAG